Serendipita indica DSM 11827 is the source of this 4614-nucleotide messenger RNA. NCBI's taxonomy places the organism in Eukaryota, Fungi, Basidiomycota, Agaricomycetes, Sebacinales, Serendipitaceae. The record is from the annotation of a GenBank genome assembly.
AUGCAUGGAAGCUUAGGACUGCGGUCUAUGGAUGAUGUACUAUCAUUCUUGAAUGCCUAUCCUUUCCCUGCAUGGAUUUGUAACAGCUUGCCGACUUCAGGAGGCCGUAAAGGCUUCGAGCUCGACCCGGAAUGGUCAAACACCGCAUUUGACAAACUAUUGGGUCCACGAGACAUGCUUCUGGCCUCACUAGACGGUGGAGAGGCCAUUGUUCGGUACGGAACGUGGCUGGAAGCUAGCGACAUCAAUACAUUCACGGUAUCUCUCCAAAUUUUCUGGGAGGAGGAAGACAGUACACAGGCGGGUGGCAAGAUCACUGUCGAGCUGGAGCUUGCUCGCACGAUCUUCACCACUCACGAUGGCGGACUCUUCAUCAUCUGUACAUCCGUCCCACGAUCCAAACUACCUACUGGAAUAAAUACAGCCAGGUAUAUGGAGAAAGGCUCAAGAAAGCGCAAAAAGAAGGCGUUCAAACUCCAUGACUUUCCACACCCCAUUGGAGGCAGCCGCCCGAUUUCAAACCCGACAAGUUCCACAAGUGGUUCUAUAUCCACCGGAGAGCACUUACCGAGUAUGUUGGGAGGUAGAUUUGGCUUAGCAGAGAUGGUGGCGAGAUUCCCAUGGGACACCAGUCCAUUAGGCCCUCAGAAAGAUUGGGAUCCCUGCCUCAAACAGGCAGUGCAGUUGACGUUAACGGCACCAUAUCCAACUGCAACGUGGUGGGGUCCAGAUUUGGUACUAAUCUAUAAUGAUGCCUACGCCGAAAUAGCAGGCUCGAAGCACCCUCGGAUAUUUGGCCAGAAAGGACUAGAAGCCUGGGAUGAACUCUGGGCUACGCUAGGCCCAGCCCUCAGGAGUUGCAUGGAUGGGCAUCCAGUAUAUAAGAAGGACGACCUUCUACUGAUGGAUCGACUAGAAUCCGAAGAUCAACCUCUCGAGGAGACCUACCAUAGUUGGAGUUGGACUCCAAUACUCGGUGCCGAUGGUAGCUUCAAUGGAGUCUUCAACGGUACACAUGAGACAACUUCCAAGGUCUUGGCAGAGCGGCGCCUUAUCACACUUCAACUGCUCGGUAAUCGCGCAGCAAUCGCUCAGAAUAGGGAGACUUUUUGUCAGGCCGUCCUCAGUGCAAUGGAGGAAAAUGACAAGGACAUUCCCUUCGUCGCUCUUUAUAUCACUGAAGCUUCUACGAAGCUGAAAGAAAGCGAUGAGUCUUCAGCAACUCCUCAGAUUGCCGGAGCACCACAUCUCUACCCAGUCCCUUCGCUCGUCUCCAUGAAGCUUGGAGGUGCCGUUGGAGUUGGAGGGGAUCAUCCGGCAUUUCCGCCGUAUAUUGAGGUUAAAAUCAAUGGCUACGCAUCGUCCAUGGCAUCCGCCGACGAGGAUAGCUUCAUGUGGCCAUUUGAGCAAGCUAUUCAAGGACGUGAUCCGGUUCGCGUUGUUCUCCCUCGCUCUAUCUCCGACGGGAUCCAACGGCGCGGGUGGGGUGAUCGUGUGACCCAGGCCAUGGUUAUCCCUAUCUCAUCAGAAGGCGAUGCACAACCCCUUGGUGCUUUUAUCCUUGGUCUCAACACGCGACGUGCACUUGAUGUGGACUAUGUCAAAUGGAUUGACGUAAUGCGUUCGUCUGUGAAUGCACUCCUCACCGCUAGUAUCGCGCGUGAAGAAGAAGUUCGAAGAGCUGAUCAUUUGAUUGAAUUGGACCGUGCAAAGUCCAGCCUACUGUCUUCAGUCAGCCAUGAACUCCGGACGCCACUUACGCUCAUCGGGGGACCACUUUCUGAUGCAAUUCUCGAGGAGCAAAAUCCAACCAUCAAGAAUAAGCUUCAGACAGCGGCUCGCAACGUCGACCGAUUGGCACGACUUGUUGAUUCGUUGAUGGACUUUUCGCGACUUGAAGCCGGACGGUUAGAGGGGAGAUACUCGCCCAUUCUCUUUGGGCCGUACGUAGCGGAUCUCGCCUCGGUAUUCCGACCAGUAAUUGAGAAAGCGGGACUUGGGUUUACAGUCUCCUAUGACGAACAGGAGACAAGGGCUCUCUUUAUCGAUCAAGAUUAUAUGGAGAAGAUUAUCUUCAACCUUAUCGGAAAUGCUUUCAAAUGCGAACACUAUGAACGGGGAAAUAUUUAUAUUGAUCGGAUAUGGGAGCGUUUCCAUCGGGUAGAAGCAACAUCUCGGUCUCACGAAGGGACUGGAAUUGGGUUGUCCUUGACCAAGCAAUUCGUCACCCUUCACGGAGGGACAAUCACAGUCACAUCGAAGAUACAGAGGAAGAGCUCCUCUGACCACGGCAGUACAUUCGUCGCUACAUUUCCACUUGGAAGUGAUCAUCUCCCCGCCGCAAGAUUGGUCGAGGCAGGCAUGUCCGGAAAUGUGCGACGAUAUGCGAGAGGAAUCGUUGCUGAGGCCGCAAGAUGGCGUCUCGCUGGGGACGCCGUGACCCCAAGUGACUCUGAUGAAUCUUAUACCAGCUCGGAUGGAACCAAAAUCACGGAGUUCGCGUUUGAGCCAUCUGACCUUAUUAUAAUAGUGGAUGACAACCAGGAUAUGCUCGAGUAUAUUCGUGGGAUAAUUAGUCGAUACUGUCACAUCAGGACGGCCUCCAAUGGACAGGAGGCUCUCGUCAUAGCCCGAAAACACCCUCCUGCGCUGAUAAUAAGCGAUGUGAUGAUGCCCAUUAUGGAUGGGUUUGCACUGGUGGAGGCCAUUCGAGAGGACCCAAUUCUUAGAUUGACACCAAUCAUUCUGCUGACCGCGCGAGCAGCAGAUACGAAUCGGGCAGAAGGAGUGCUUUCUGGAGCGGAUGACUAUAUGCCAAAGCCAUUCUCUUCCAAGGAACUUGUUGCACGAGCGAGUCUACAGAUACAACUCGGAAAACGAAGAAUAGAGCUGGAGACUGGCUUUCAGGAGAGGACAAAAGAAGUUCAGCUUUUGUCGGAUCUGUCGCCUUCUGGGCUGUUCCGAAUAGACAAGAGCGGUCAUAUGCUGCUCUGCAAUAAGAGAUAUCUGGAGCUUUCGUCGAUGCAACCUGGCGAAGAAAUCGACUGGCUUCGUUUCGUGCACGAAGACUAUCGGAAAAAAGUAGAGGAAACAUUCAAAGAGUCUUUGAACACUCAUCAGGACACUCAAGUUGACUUUGUAUUCGCCAAUGGUAAUUGGGUAAAAGGAAUGGUCAGGUGUUGGGACUUUGGGCUCGUCGGGACUAUCACCGAUAUGUCUAUGACGAGGUUGUACGAAGAGUCUCUGACCAAGCGAGCAGAGGAGGCAGAGGAACGGAGAAUCGAGGCGGAAGAACGUCGCAGGAGCCAAGAGCUCUUGGUUGAUGUGACUAGCCACGAGCUUCGUCAACCAGUUUCGGCGGUGAUCAACUGUGCCAGUGUUGUUGCUGCCAACCUUCAAAGGACAAGGUCGGUACUGGCCGAUUGUCUCGCUCAUGGUCACUCCUUCAAGGUCACGCCAGAGCUUCUCAAACAAGUCGAUGAGGAUCUUGAGAGUUUGAAUGCCAUCGAACUUUGUGGUCUUGCUCAAGGGCAUAUUGUCAAUGAUAUUCUGACACUGUCGAGGAUGCAACUGCGUAUGCUCAACCUCCAAGACUCCACUUUCCCUCUUGUCAAGGAGAUACACCAAGUGCUGUCUAUUCUCUUCAACGAGAUGAAGAGUAAGGGUAUCACGCAUAAACUCACGUUCGGUCCAUCUUUCCAAAACUUGGCCGUCAAUUAUGUCACUGUGGACAAAGUCCGCUUUGGACAGGUCAUCAUCAAUCUCCUCAGCAACGCCAUACGCUUUAGUCAAUCCAGUGCUGCCAAGACGAUCGAUAUUACUGUGGAUGUCUCCCGGCAUCCACCAAGCGAUGAUAGUUGUCGCUGCCCAGUUGAUUUCCCCGAUGACAUGAUCAAGUUUUCGGACGAAGAGAAGACCAUUGUAUAUGUCUAUCUGUCAGUGCGGGACAGCGGCCCUGGGUUAAAACCUAAAGACCUCGAAAUUUUGUUCCAACGGUUUCAGAAGGGUACAAACAGUGAGGAGACCUUUGGCGGCUCCGGACUAGGGUUAUUUGUGUCGAGGAAAAUUUGUGACCUUCUCGGUGGGCGUAUUGAGGUUGAUGCAAGCUCUGUUGGAAAUCGAGGAUCAACGUUUAGAUUCUACGUUCAGAUGAAGACGGAUAGACCACCGCUUCAGAUAUCAGAGACCGCUCCGGCCACUCCGAUUGCCUCGCAAGUUCCCCUGCGAGUGCUGAUUGCGGAAGAUAAUCUAAUAAAUCGACGUAUACUUGAUCGUCAGCUCAAAUCAAAUAAUUGUGUCACCUCCCUGGCCGUCAAUGGGGCUGAAGCAGUUGAGCUGGUGAUCUCUGCUGGAGCCGAGGCGUUCGACUGUAUCCUAAUGGAUUGCGAAAUGCCGGUUAUGUCGGGUCUCGCUGCUACCAAGGAACUUCGAAGGCUAGAGCUUGAGGGCCAGAUACCCUCACAACGAAUCAUUGCCCUCACGGGGAAUGCCAGGAGGGAGCAGAUCGAAAAUGCCCUUCAGGCUGGUAUGGAUGAGGUGAUGACAAAACCUUAUCGACUCGAAGAGCUACUUGAGCGAAUGCGGGUUCGGAGUAGCGGAGUAAAUCACUCUUAG